AUGCAUACCAGACCAAUCCAUACAACAAGCGCGCCAAACCAUAAUGAUAAGUUGGGUAUCCUUGAUAAUCAAUAUCAAGGCUCGUAUCAUCAACAACCUUACCAUGAUGGAAAUCAAACUGGAUAUUACCAGUACCAAAAUAAUGAACUGGGUAUUAAUGAUGACCAAUACCAAGGCUCAUAUCAUCAGCAAACUUACAAUACUGAUAAUCAGUUGGGAGAUUAUCAGUUCCAAUAUAAUGAUGAGGUGAAUAUUAACGAUGAUCUAAACCAAGGUUUAUAUCCGCAACAACCUUACCAUGAUGAUAAUCAAACUGGAUAUUACCAGAACCAAUAUAAUGAACUGGGUAAUAAUGAUGACCAAUAUCAUGAUGACCAAUACCAAGGCUCAUAUCAUCAACAAACUUACCAUGAUGAUGAUCAGUUCGUAAAUGAUCACCAAUAUAACGAGCAGGAUGGAAUCAAUGAGGAUCGUCACAAAAAUUUCGGGUCAAAUCCUAAUAAAAAAGGAUUUAAUCUUAAAAAAGCUCAAAGAUACCUCUAUGAAUGUUUUCAAAAAGCAUUAAACAAAUACCUUUGCGAUGAUAAUCUGUAA
Helobdella robusta is the source of this 594-nucleotide messenger RNA. RefSeq lists its product as hypothetical. The coding region runs from base 1 to 594 and encodes 197 amino acids. The transcript has a single exon. Lineage: Eukaryota; Metazoa; Annelida; Clitellata; Rhynchobdellida; Glossiphoniidae. The record is from RefSeq and is a predicted model, not a curated record.